This is a messenger RNA of Drosophila willistoni, 1181 nucleotides long. RefSeq lists its product as uncharacterized. The record is from RefSeq and is a predicted model, not a curated record. The transcript is spliced from 2 exons. NCBI's taxonomy places the organism in Eukaryota, Metazoa, Arthropoda, Insecta, Diptera, Drosophilidae. Bases 221 to 919 code for a protein of 232 amino acids.
UGGCACAGUGCACAGUUAGAAUUGAAUCGUGAAGCGGUAAACAUGUUUUGAGAGAAGUUCCGGCGCCCAAAUCAGUUAAAAAACAAAGAAAAGAAACAAACAUUUUUAAUAUUCGAGAGCAACUCUUCAACUGAUCGAACGCUAACCAAAGUGACACAUACAUAAUUAAAACAGCAACAAUAUAACUAAAAUAAUUAAUUGGUUAAAAAACAAUUUCAAUAUGUUGGAUCUGGGGAACUGCAUAAAGAUCAGUUAUCAAAACGAAUUGAGCUCUCUCGUUUAUAAGUCGGGCAGCACUUACGAAGAGGUCAUAGCACAAGCCGCUUCGCAUUUUGGUAUCCCAGAGGAUGAACAAUUUGCUUUGGUCCUGAGCAAUGGCAAGGGUGGCUACAUUUUUGAGCCUCGUCUCUUUGAAUAUUUCAUCUUACUCUUUCCAUCGCCGGAGAUUGUGUUUCAUCUACGUGUGGACUACCAGAAAUUGCGACGCGGUGUUAACAAGGCGAUAAAACGUAAGCGUCAGGAAGAUGAGGAGUCGGCCAGUCAAGACCAAUUGGCAUCCGAGAUGAACAAGGACAGGCAGAUGGAUUACCCGGAUUAUGUUUUUGUGUAUCGUCAGAAUUGUUUUCUAGGCGCUUUGCCAUCCACCUGUGCUGCUCCUGUUCGACGGCAAAACUGUUUUCUACGUGAGCAGCUACAGCAGCAACAUCAACAACAACAACAUGUGCGAAAAGAAGAUGAUGAUGAUGAUGAGGAUGAGCAGGAGCUGAUUAUAGAGGAACAAGAACCGCAACGGUACUCGCCUCCCAAGGCCAAACGUUUGCGUAUACAACAUUCUGGGAAGGAAUCGCAUUCUCGGCGCCGUUCUACCAAUUCAUUAUUAUCCGCCAACACCAAUCCAGGCCGUUCCAUACGUAUUUAAAUACAAAACGAAGAGAAUUGAACCAAAACUGUUUUCUACACAUGUACAUACACAUUAUAUACUCAAAAAAAUUAAUGUUAAGUUUAAAACGGUUGAACCACAGCAGUUCCUAAAAGCCUACACCAAAAUUGAUCAAAAAUAUACAUAGAAAUACAUAAAUGUAUGUGCAUACAUAUACAAAGAUAGCAAAAAUAACUAUAAGAAGUUGUUAACUAGAAAUACUUUAAAGUUUAAGCAAUAAAAAACAUAUUUUUAUAAUCUA